Molecule: messenger RNA, 4508 nt
Organism: Hippoglossus stenolepis (Pacific halibut)
Lineage: Eukaryota; Metazoa; Chordata; Actinopteri; Pleuronectiformes; Pleuronectidae
Exons: 18
Coding region: 234-2018 (594 amino acids)
Source: RefSeq, a predicted model, not a curated record
CGGUCCGUCUGCGCUGGAUUUAUUAAUCCCAGCUCGAGUUCAUUUAUUUAUCCAUCUUUGUUUAUUGUGUUCAAGCUCAACCUCAGAGCAUCACCGGGAACGUGCAGCAUCCGGAGGACCGUGCGCGUUCACGCGUCCACAGAGAAGGGCGGAAGGAGAGAGGAGAGAGAGGAAAGAGAGAGAGUGAGAGAGAGAGAGAGAGAGAGAGAGAGGGUGGUGGGAAACACGGGGGGAUGAAAAUGAUGGCGACCGUCGCAGAGGAGAUAAGAACCCACACAAGCCCCCGCCCCGUCCCCGACAGCAGCCUCAGCACUGUGUCCAUCCAAAUCAGGCGGAAGCAGCAGGAUAGGCAGUGGAGGCUGCGCCUUGUUUACCUGCAGUGCUAUUUCUUGACCAUUGCAACAAUAUUAGGAACUGGAAUCUUAGGUCUUCCAGUAACGAUAGCCCACGCCGGACUGGUGCCUUUCCUUGUCUCCUUUCUUAUUGGCUUUUUUGUCCAGGGCUUGCUCAUCUACCUGUUUGUGGAGCUGCUUCAGAAAUGUCAGGUGGUGCAGCUGGAAUCUUUAAAGACGGAUGUGGCCGAGUGUAUUGUGAUGAAUCGGGUGUGUGUGGAGGAUCCAGCUCUCACAGAGGAUGAGGAUGAAGAUGACGGUGAAAAUGCAGAAGCAGAUACAGGUUUGCUGCAGCCGGAUGCGGUUUCUCUGCACAACGAGGAGGAAGGACUCCAGCCUAACCUUCACCUGCUCGGCCACAUCUUCCUCUCACGGCCCAUGAGCCACGCCUUCAACUUCAUCCUCCUCUUCCAGUUUAUUUCUAUUGGGAUUAGUUACGUCUUGGCUGGCAGUGAGGCCUACGCUGCUCUUCUUAAUGUCAGUCACAUUUAUGUGAUCCCGGCCUUUACCUGGAUUCUGACUCUUGCUAUAUUACUGGGACACAGAUUCAUCCAGCCAAUCACGUCCGUGCUCACCCUGCUGAAAGGAAUCCUGCUCAUGGUCACGGUGGCUGUGACAUUUGCAGUGGGGUCAGAGGUCGGCCUUCAGAGCAGCAAUGACUUCAGUCAGAUGGGGAAACCUUUCCUAAUGGGCACAGUGGCGCUGGGGGGGAUUGUAAACGUGAUGCCUUUGCUUUUCUCACAGAUCUCGCACAACAAAACACAGAUCCUGUGGUUUCGACGAGCAGUUCUUGGCGGCCUGACAACCUGCACUGUACUCAACAUCCUCUGGUGCUGGGCGGUGCUGGAAAUUGUUCCCCAAACAUCUUCACCAGAGACGCGGACGGCAGUUGGGACGAGUACCCAUCUUGACUCCAACAGCACACCUGGACAACAUGCCUCAGCCCCCCCGCUGUUGUACUCCAACAUCUCACUAGAAGAGUCUGAGAAAGCAGGAGAGAUUGCAACCAUCCCACUGACAAAGAUUAUUAAUGAACGUUACAGGGCGUACUCCUGGGUGGCUGAGCUGAUACAGGUGUUUAUAGCCAUCAGUGUCAGUGUGUCCUUCCUGGUGAUGGGAUCCGCCAUGAAACACACCAUUGAUGGUCUGGUGAGCUCGAUGUGGAGCAAAAGGCUGGAGUGGCUGUCUAAAGCCUGGGAGAGAAAUCUGCCAAACAAACAGCACAUCUGCUCAGCAAGAAGCGCGGCCAAAGGAUUCAUGUCACUGCUCGCAUUUCUUGCCAUCUUUAUCGUGUCAGUGUGUGAUCCCAGGGGUUUUGUUGUCAUGUUGGACAAAGUUGUGUCGUUCUCUCUCAACACUGAAGUGGGACUGUUUGUCUUCAUCAUGCUGAGAGAAUCCAGAGAGGAAAGAUUCCAACACCUCGCAGUCCCUCUGCCCGUGGGCAACUGCAUCUUCAGCCUCACUUGGCUGCUCCCCACCUACUUCCUGUUUGCGGUGACCUACGACGUCCUGCAGACGCUGGCAGACGUGGCUCAUUACCUGCAUUUCUACAGCCACGGUCAGGAAGCACAUUACCAGAACCUGAGCGGGAGCGUCACAGCAGUCAAUGUCUCUGUGCUGCUCUGAUCCAAUGAGUCCAGAAACAAGAGAUGGACCACGACGAGUUGAAGUUGCCAAAAAUCUGACGCUUAGCAAGUGCUUUUUUAUUUUUUCUUGUAUUCAUAUUUAUCAAGCUCUUGAUAUUAUCCUAAAAGUUUGAAUUUAAGCUUGUUUGUUUUUGCAACGCACCUUCCCAUGAUCCCCUAACAAUCUCACAGUGCAGCUGUAGGGGGGGUCAAGUCUCCGUUUCUUCAGCCGCUCUUUCCAUGAGAACAGACCUGUAGGUGUUUACAGGAUCCAAGCAAAUAUUGUCAGAGUAAAUAUCAAUGAUGUUAACGAGUCUCUCUCUCCCUCCCUCUCACCAGGGUUGCCAGGUCUGUGUGACAAAAACAGAACAAUGACCAAUCAAAACCAGCCUGAAAAACAACACAAUACCCACAGUAGGGAUUCAAAAGUUUGCAUUAGGUGGUGCGGAGCUUUACAGCACAUUUGUAGAAUUAGUGUAUAAACAAAUUUAAAAUGUGUUUUAUUUAUAAAUUACAUUUAUGUAAAUUGAUGGAAAAUAGGUCAACCAACCAGUGGACAAAACUAAAAAGUAGUCCAAGUCUACAUGGAAACGGUUUGUAAUACUCACACAUAUUGCAGUAUUAUAAAAUAAUUAAGGCAGCAAUUAUUUUAGCUGAUGAGCGACACAGUUUGAAAAUGCAUCCAGCUCAAUGUAGAACAAUAUCUGUGCUUCAAAAUGCAGGAGGAAUGAAAAUGAUUGUGAUUGGCUCCUGCCCUAGUUGUCGCUCGCAGUCUGCCCCAGGAUAUUUACAGAAGGUUGAGCCUUGUUUUGUUUACUACUCCGCUUCCAGUGCAGAUACAGUGUGGCGGGGGGGAUUGUGCCAUGAUAACCUACUGAAGGAGACAUGUGACAUUUACAUGAUAAGAGUGCACUUGGUCACCGUCACCAUGUGACAAUUACAUAAUCCAUACGUACAUCACCAAACAUCAUUGACGAGUGUGUCAGCGCCUUUUUUAGUUUGAAUUUACCCACAAUACAAUUUUAGCCGGAAUAUCAAUUUUUCAUUCUUAAAAACAAUACUUACUAACUCAAAACUGCGAGGCUAUAUUGGCAAAUUCAUAUGAAUAUAUAAUACAGAUACAGAUAUUUAAAUAAUAGACCACAAUACUGUUGCUGUCCAAGCUUUUGUGUCGGUAUGUUUGUUUGAACGACAGGUCGAGCAGACUCAAGAACUUUCUUUUCAAACAGGUAAUGAAGUGGUGAACAUGCAGUUUAAAAACACAACCAUGUUUUAUAAAUCUGACACAAUGCACAUAUUUCAGUCUCUGUGUUUACAGAGUGUUUUAUACAUCUGGUCCCUGAUCUUUUAUUACUGUAUAUAUAAUUGUAUAUCGACACAUAUAUACAAACAUUUUACUGAAAUGCUUGAGACUAUAUAUUAUGCUGUAAACUGAGCCACUAUCAAUGUACUAUAAAGAGUAUUAAAAAUGCCACAUAUUACAAUUUUAAAUAUUUAUUUAAUUAAUUAUUCUAUUAUUAACUUCACUUCUUUAAGCUCUGUCAUCAUGAAAUCGGUGAAUUUUAUAGCUAAUAAUGUUUUGGGGAAAUUAUGAAAGACUCGAAUAGUCUCUUCUUUACUAUUAUUUGUCACCAAAAACCUUAACAGUUAGUUUUCAAGUGCAGUUUUCCAAACUUCUCAUAAUUUUUACAUUCACGUAAUGGCCCUGUGAACGGGGGGGGGUGUGAGCCGUAUUAUUCUCCACGCUUCAUCAGUAUUCACAGGGAAACAUUAGGUUCCCUUUAGAUUGCGUACAAGUUCAAAUGCAUGUUCAGAAAUUCAGGAAGUUUUGAUUCAGUCAUGAUCUCUCUGGAUUUCUCCUCCCAACACACAAAUGUGUCUUGACGUCAAGUUAGAAAAUGAAAUUGCUUAUAAGGUGAUGUAAUCAAGUGUAUAAUUAUGUUUCUCUUUACUCCAAAAUUACUUUGCUUAAUCAUGGCAUUAACAAAUGUUCCCAGUUCCAGCCUCCAGCCCAGAGCUGUGAAACUCUGGUGGAUGCUACUCUUCUGCUCUGAUUUCCACAACAUUCAGUCUCAUUAAGUCUAAUUAUUCUCUCAUCUGCAAUAGGAUCAAAUAACAAUUACAUGAAAAAUCCUUUAUUGAUAUUCACAAGUACCUUUGACUCAGCAGUCAUCGCUCGCUGCCUGAGUGGAGCCAUUGUUCAUUUGCCAUCAGUGUUCAGUUAGGAGGCAAAAAUCCAAAUGGCUGCAACUUCCUUUGUAAAUUUGAAAUAAUAAAUCCUCCCACUUUGAAAAUCCCUGCUUUGAAACACAGAGAGAAAGAAGCAUGUCUCUUUCUGAUCACAUUGUUUUCUGCUGCGCACCACAGAGAGCACCGGCAUGUCGACAUCAACAUGAGGAAGCUUCAAGCUCUUUGAAUCAACGUUCUAUCUGUUUAUUAAACUCAUUCAAAUAAAUUGUUUUGACAUGAAUAAAACUUGCUGGUGACGUGA